AUGGGAGCCUAUGCCAUGGUGACUGACACCAACAUCUCAUCUGGCCUCGAGAGCAACACCACGGGCAUCACAGCCUUCUCCAUGCCUGGCUGGCAUCUGGCAUUGUGGGCAGCAGCCUACCUGGCCCUGGUGCUGGUGGCUGUGAUGGGCAAUGCUGCGGUUAUCUGGAUCAUCCUGGCCCAUUGGAGGAUGCGCACGGUCACCAACUACUUCACUGUCAACGUGGCCCUGGCCGACCUCUGCAUGGCCACCUUCAACGCCGCCUUCAUCGUCUAUGCCAGCCACAACAUCUGGUACUUCGGCCGUGCCUUCUGCUACUUCCAGAACCUCUUCCCCAUCACAGCCAUGUUCGUCAGCAUCUACCCCAUGACUGCCAUCGCCGCCGACAGGUACAUGGCUAUCGUCCACCCCUUCCAGCCACGGCUCUCGGCCCCCAGCACCAGAGCAGUAAUUGCUGGCAUCUGGCCGGUGGCCCUGGCCCUCGCCUUCCCCCAGUGCUUCUACUGCACCAUCACCAUGGACCGGGGUGCCACCAAGUGCGUGGUGGCCUGGCCCGAAGACAGCGGCGGCAAGAUGCACCUUUUGUACCACCUCGCUGUGAUCGCCCUCAUUUACUUCCUGCCUCUCGUGGUGAUGUUCGUCGCCUACAGUGUCAUCGGUCUCACGCUCUGGAGACGCACUGUCCCAGGGUACGAGGUGCAUGGCGCCAACUUGCGCCACCUGCGGGCCAAGAAGUUUGUGAAGACCAUGGUGCUGGUGGUGGUGACAUUUGCCAUCUGCUGGCUGCCCUACCACCUCUACUUCAUCCUGGGCAGCUUCCAGGAGGACAUCUACUGCCACAAGUUCAUCCAGCAGGUCUACCUGGCGCUCUUCUGGCUGGCCAUGAGCUCCACCAUGUACAAUCCCAUCAUUUAUUGCUGCCUCAACCACAGGUUCCGCUCUGGAUUCCGGCUUGCUUACCAUUGCUGCCCAUGGGUCAUGCCAACUGAGGAGGACACGAUUGAGCUGACUCACACCUCAUCCCUUUCCACAAGGGUCAACAGGUGUCACACUAAAGACUCUGUGGGCCCCUCUGGGGCUGCCAGUGGGCAGGCUGGAAGUCUGCAAGCUGAAGUGUCUACUGACCCCUGA
Mesoplodon densirostris (Blainville's beaked whale) is the source of this 1131-nucleotide messenger RNA. RefSeq names its product tachykinin receptor 2 (gene TACR2). Gene Ontology annotation, molecular function: substance K receptor activity. Gene Ontology annotation, cellular component: plasma membrane; sperm midpiece. The record is from RefSeq and is a predicted model, not a curated record. Gene Ontology annotation, biological process: positive regulation of flagellated sperm motility; G protein-coupled receptor signaling pathway. Lineage: Eukaryota; Metazoa; Chordata; Mammalia; Artiodactyla; Ziphiidae.